CACAAAACAGUCGCCAAAUAGAUUGCACAGGGCGCGGAACCCACAAGCCGAUCUUACCUUAAUUGACAAUUGUUACUUUAAUUGAAAACAAUUUUUAUUUUUUUUUUGGUUUUUAUUACGCUCGCAAAUGUUGCAAGUGUGCCUCGUGUUAUUUGUGCUAAGCGCUUGCGCACUCGCUGCACCUUCCCAGUCGCAGUUGCCGUCGCAGCAGCAGCAGCAGCGCUCCAGCGAUUUGGACUACUCGCCCAUUCAGACAGUGACCAAUGAGACUCGCUUUACGACACUUAAUCCGAGCGUGCAAUUGGUCCCCCUGAAGAAAGUUAAGCAUGCCAAGGGCAACAUUGUAUUCAGUGCCGGGGAGCGUAUUACGGGCGAUAAGCUGUUGGUCAAUAACUAUGAUGACGAGAGCUUCACCACUGCCGUUGAUGUUGAGGUGCAGAUGCGUUAUCCAUCAUCCAGCGGGAUCAGCAUCACCUUGACCAGCAUUGAGAUCUAUGUGGACGCAUCGGCCGAUGAUGCGAACGCCUAUUUCAUAGAUGGCGGCAUUGGCAAACACAAGGCAUCGAUAUUGUUGGACUGUAAUUUGACGCGAACAUUCUCGUACGAGGCUUUCUUCUAUGGUUACUAGGCUAGAGAGCUAAUUGAAGCAAAUAAAACUGCAUCUUCAACUUGGAA
Drosophila grimshawi is the source of this 675-nucleotide messenger RNA. RefSeq lists its product as uncharacterized. Lineage: Eukaryota; Metazoa; Arthropoda; Insecta; Diptera; Drosophilidae. The transcript is spliced from 2 exons. The coding region runs from base 128 to 628 and encodes 166 amino acids. The record is from RefSeq and is a predicted model, not a curated record.